Striga hermonthica is the source of this 1044-nucleotide messenger RNA. Lineage: Eukaryota; Viridiplantae; Streptophyta; Magnoliopsida; Lamiales; Orobanchaceae. The record is from the annotation of a GenBank genome assembly.
AUGGUUUUAUGCAGACGAGGAGGACCAGCAGCACUUAAAAUGGCUACGAAGUCCUACAAUGGUUUGAUUUUCAAUUCAUUUACUCGACAUGGUCCUAAGUUGAGUACGAUGAUUAAUGCUAAUGUGCCGAAAACCAAAAGGUCAUCUUCCACGUCUCCUUGGCUGAUGCUGCCACCUGUUUUCCAAGGCAAUAACAAGAAUAAAAAGUUAGAUAUGUUUUACCAGUUCUAUAGCCUGGGCUUGGACAGAGUAUUAAGUGUCCCCAAGAGAUCAACACCAUCAUCAUGUGAUGAUGACUCGUGUGUGCCGGGCGACAAUUUGGACAUUGUGGGAUCAUCUCGGGGCUGGCUUGCUCUGUUUAAAGAGGAAAACUACUGUGAUCUCUUCCUCUCCAAUCCUCUCACCGGACGUCACAUAAAGCUUCCGUCCCUCGACCCAUUGUCCUACAAAGGCUUGAAUGUACACAACGUCAUCAUUUCAUCGGACGACCCGUUUGAACAAGACUGCCGAGUCUUGAUCACUUGCUCUCCAAAUGAUAGAUUGGCCUUCUGCUGCCCUGGCCACACCAACUCCGAGUGGACCCGAAUCGGCCACCCUUCCACCUCAUUUCAAUUUGACUCCUUAACGUAUUCGAGCAGGCAGAAGCUCUUCUUUUGCGCCAAAGGGCCGUCUAGUAGAACCGACCACAUCGAGACUUGGGACCUUCAUGACCCUCUUUCCCCCAAAAUGGUUCCCCUGCCUGUGACUGUGGACAAACACAAUUACCCGGUUGCAUCCCACUCGGAGUUAGAGUCGGAACUGAAGCAUCUAUGCGCAUAUGAUGCCGUGUUCCUCGUGCUUUCCGAGCAUACAGAUGAGCUUUUUCAAGUGCGGCAGUACGUGUGGCACCUGAUGGCUCAUUUUUCGAUAAUGUCUAUAACGAGGGGGGUUUUGAUGAAAGCGUGCCGCACAAGACUGUUGGGUUUGAUGUUCACAAGUAUGAACCAAAGACGAGAAAAAUGGAUUAUAUGGAUCGUAACUUGGGUGGGCUGGCACUAUUCGUAG